AUGAGCCAUGGUGAGCGCCCCCCGCUCGAGGGCGCCUCCCCCGGUAGCCGAGGCUCACCGAUCGCCCUCAUCGCCGCCGAGGAGGGCGGCAGCCUUCCGCCGCCGGCUGCUCCCGUGCUCGAGUGCCACAUGUACCCGGGGCCUCCGCGCGAGGGCGAUGUGGUCAAGGCGCAGAUCACCAAGGUGGUGCAGGACAUGGGCAUCUAUGUGAGCCUCGUCGAGUACGCAAAUGGGGUCGAGGGCAUGCUCAUGGCAAAGGAGAUCUCGCGCAGUGGGUCGUCGAGCGGCGGCGGUGCAUCAUCGAGCCGCUCGGCGAAGCUGCAUAUGACAUACCGGGUGGGCAAGUACGUCACAUGCCGCAUCCAGAAGCUGACGACGCAGCAGGAGGCGCCUGGCGCACCCAUCAAAUGGUUCAUUGACCUAAAGCAGGAGUCGAAGCCGGAGCGCUUCCGCGAGUGUGAGAGACGGUGGCAGCGCUCGCUAGCGGUGCACACGCUGCUCGCACACGUGGCCCGAGCACACGGCCACGCGCUAAGCACGCUCUACGAGCAGGUCGUGUGGCCGCUCCACAGCGCUGGUCACGGCCACGCGUACGUCGCGUUGACCGCGGCCGACACGGAGGUGGUGAACGAGCUACUGGACCGAGCGGCUGUGCCGAGUAUCCGAGCGCAGCUUCGCGAGAGUAUUGCACUGGGCAAGCUGCCCUUGCCUGAAGAGGUGGCCGAGGCCGAGACCAGGGCAGUCAGCGCGUUCAUCACCGAGCGCGGUGCCAGCCGGAAAAGCAAAAAAGGUUAUCGCGAUCAUGACUAA
Emiliania huxleyi CCMP1516 is the source of this 810-nucleotide messenger RNA. RefSeq lists its product as hypothetical. Gene Ontology annotation, cellular component: eukaryotic 48S preinitiation complex; eukaryotic translation initiation factor 2 complex; multi-eIF complex. The record is from RefSeq and is a predicted model, not a curated record. NCBI's taxonomy places the organism in Eukaryota, Haptophyta, Isochrysidales, Noelaerhabdaceae. The transcript has a single exon. Bases 1 to 810 code for a protein of 269 amino acids. Gene Ontology annotation, molecular function: ribosome binding; translation initiation factor activity; RNA binding.